AUGAAAUUCGUCAUUGUUUUCGUUGCCCUCUUCGCUCUGGCUUAUGCCGCUCCUCCUCAGCAGGUUGCCGAGGUCCUUCGCUCCGAAUUUGAUGUUGGACCUGACAGCUUCAAAUAUGCUUAUGAGACCUCUGAUGGUAUCAACUCUGAAGCUGAGGGACAUCUGAACAACGUUGGCACCGAACAAGAAGCUAUCGCUGUCCGUGGCUCUUUUUCCUAUGUGGCUGAUGAUGGUCAGACCUACACCGUGACCUACGUUGCUGAUGAGAACGGUUUCCAGCCACAGGGCGCUCAUUUGCCCGUUGCCCCCCAGGUCUAA
Molecule: messenger RNA, 318 nt
Organism: Drosophila willistoni
Lineage: Eukaryota; Metazoa; Arthropoda; Insecta; Diptera; Drosophilidae
Product: larval cuticle protein 65Ag1
Exons: 2
Coding region: 1-318 (105 amino acids)
Cellular component (GO): chitin-based extracellular matrix
Molecular function (GO): structural constituent of chitin-based larval cuticle
Source: RefSeq, a predicted model, not a curated record